This is a messenger RNA of Cucurbita maxima (winter squash), 984 nucleotides long. Its product is annotated as transmembrane emp24 domain-containing protein p24delta9-like. Bases 120 to 755 code for a protein of 211 amino acids. Gene Ontology annotation, cellular component: COPII-coated ER to Golgi transport vesicle; endoplasmic reticulum; endoplasmic reticulum-Golgi intermediate compartment. NCBI's taxonomy places the organism in Eukaryota, Viridiplantae, Streptophyta, Magnoliopsida, Cucurbitales, Cucurbitaceae. The transcript has 4 exons. The record is from RefSeq and is a predicted model, not a curated record. Gene Ontology annotation, biological process: Golgi organization; endoplasmic reticulum to Golgi vesicle-mediated transport; intracellular protein transport.
GUGGUUUUAUUUUGGGUGUGAAUGGAAUGACGUGUCAGCUCAAUUCUUCGAGACGGAUUUGAAAGGAAGCUGAACUCUGUUGUAAUUGAGCCACAGGCUUUCUCCCGCCAGAGAUCAAGAUGCCGAAAUGGAGUUUGAUGGGUUUGAUUCUUUUCGGGCUGAUGUUCAACGUUGCUGAUUUUAUGCGCUUCGAUCUUAUAUCUGGCUCCACCAAAUGCAUUUCUGAUGAUAUCAAGACCAAUUCCAUGACCGUCGGUAAAUAUUCGGUGGUUAAUCUCAACGAAGGUGUUCCCAUUCCCGAUUCUCACAUGCUCACUGUCAGGGUGAGUUCGCCUCGUGGAAACACGUAUCAUAAUGCAGAUCAUGUGGAUUCUGGACAAUUUGCGUUCACGGCGGUUGAGUCUGGUGAUUAUAUUACUUGCUUUUGGGCUCCGGAACAAAAGCCCCCAGGUGCAGUUACGGUUGAAUUUGAAUGGAGGUCGGGAGUUUCUUCUAAGGAUUGGUCCAAGGUUGCCAAGAGAGGGCAGAUUGAAGUAAUGGAAGUUGAGUUGAAGAAGUUGUACGACACUGUCAUCUCCAUACAUGAUGAGAUGUUUUAUCUCCGCGAAAGGGAGGAGGAAAUGCAGAAACUGAAUAGAGCUACAAACGCAAAGAUGGCCACCUUCAGUUUCCUAUCACUUGGAGUUUGCUUGUCUGUUGCUGGUUUGCAGUUAUGGCAUCUCAAGACAUUCUUUGAGCGCAAGAAGUUGCUCUGAUUUUUUUUUUUUCUUUGUGUAGUCCUCUUUUUUAAAUAAAAAUUUAGCUAUUAGAUGCUACAGUUUAUGUUGGACUUGAAUUUGCAGAGAAAUUGAGAGUUCUGAAGAACACUCAGCUGCUGAAAACAAGCUAGGUGAAACACUAAUUUUAAGAACUCUCUCUCUCUCUCUCUCAAGAAGACACACUCUCUCCCUCCCUCGACCAAGAUCGACUUGAGGAAAGGAAAGG